AUGAGACAGAGACAAUGGAUGGAGUUCUUGAAAGACUUUGACUUCGAGUUGUUGUAUCAUCGGGGAAAGGCGAAUGUGGUGGUUGACGGCUUAAGUAGAAAAGCAAUUCACGCAUCUCAUAUGAUGGUCAAGGAGUUAGACUUGGAAAGGCAACUAUCUGACCCCAAGCUGCAGAGGAUAGUGGCAUUGCUUGGCACCGAGAAAGCCAAAGACUUCAUGAUAGGAGGUGAUUGGGUGUUAAGGUUCAGAGACAGGGUUUGCAUACCUAAAGACUUAGAGGUGAAAGGUAUGAUUCUUGAGAAAGGACACAAAAGCCAUUUUAGAAUGCACCCAGACAUGACUAAAAUGUAUCAUGAUCUGAAGGAGUCUUUCUGGUGGUUGAGCAUGAAACAGGAUGUUGCUCGGUAUGUGUCGUCGUGCUUGACCUGUGAGAAGGCUAAGACAGAGCAUCAGAGACCUGGAGGGAUGCUACAGUAG
Messenger RNA from Vigna unguiculata (cowpea), 477 nucleotides. The record is from RefSeq and is a predicted model, not a curated record. Lineage: Eukaryota; Viridiplantae; Streptophyta; Magnoliopsida; Fabales; Fabaceae.